CUGUCAUUGUGUGUGUGUGUGUAUAUUUUUUUGUUUUGUUUUUAUUCAUUAUUCCUUUAUUAAUCAAUCCUUCCUUUUCGCUUUUCGUUUCUAUUAUUAAUUCUAUCGGUCGAUUGGGUCGAUGCUCCUAUCGCCUGCCUAUCCUAUGUCUUAUGUUGGUUUAUUAGUUAUUGAUUGAAUAUUUAUUCUCUAAUAAACUGUUGAGUGUUGAAAUUACCUAGGUUAAUGUAGGAUUGAAGUAUAUGAACUGAAUUUUGCAGAAUAUUUUUAUUCAGUUUUUUAGCGAUGGAAUGUAAAGUUGAAAUUAAGAAAGAGGUUGAAGAGUACCAACAAAAUGAUAUACAGCUAUCCACAUCAAUAGAUGUGGAAGAUUUGAAAAAGGAAAGAGGAGAAGAUGUCCCAGGUUGUCGACAGGAUGAUAACAGAAUGAAAAUUAUGGAAACAACUGGACAUUCAUCUCCUAAACAAAAGACUCCAAGCAGAAACACUGAAGAAGCAACAUUAGAUAUAAAUAUGAAACUCCAAACCGGUGAAGCACCCUACAUGUGUCAUAUUUGUUUAAAGCCGUUUCGUAAAACCAAUACUUUAAAAAAGCAUAUGGUGAUACACGCUGAAGAAACUCCUUAUAAGUGCGAGAUUUGUUUUAAACAGUUUUGCCAAGUAGGUGAUAUGAAACGACAUAUGAGGUCGCAUACUGGAGAAAAACCGUACAAGUGUGAACGUUGUUUUAAGCAAUUUAGUGAAGCAAGUAAUUUGAAAGUACAUUUGAAAGUACACUCCGAAGAGAAGCCUUAUAAGUGCGAAGUUUGUUUUAAGCAGUUUUCUCAGAAAGGUCAUUUGAAAACGCAUAUGAGAAAGCAUACUGGGGAAAAACCUUACCAGUGUGAAAUUUGUUUGAAGCAUUUUACUCAGAGAAGUUCUUUAGAAAAUCAUACACUUAUUCACACUGGAGAAAAACCUUACAGGUGUGAAAUUUGUUUUAAACAGUUUUCUCAGGCAAGUAAUUUGAAAACACAUUUGAAAGUGCACACUGAAGAAAAGCCUUACCAGUGCGAAAUGUGUUUUAAGCAGUUUAGAGAAGUAGAUCACUUGAAAAAGCAUUUGAAAACGCAUGCUGAGGAAAAGCCUCAUAAGUGCGAAAUUUGUUUUAAGCAGUUUAGAGAAAUAGAUCACUUGAAAAAGCAUUUGAAAAGGCACACUGGCGAAAAACUUGACGAGUGUGAGAUUUGUUUGAAGAGUUUUAAUAAAAGUUAUUUAAAAAUACAUAUGAGAUCGCACACUGGAGAAAAACCUUACAAGUGCGAAAUUUGUUUUAAGCAGUUUAUUACAGCAAAUCAUUUGCAAAUACAUUCACGAUUGCACGUUGGAACAAAGCCGUAUAAGUGUGAAAUUUGUUGUAAGGAGUUUUGUGUGGCAUACAAAUUGAAACAACAUAUAAUUACACACACUAUAGAAAAACCUUACAAGUGCGAAACCUGUUUUAAGCUUUUUACUCAUAAAAGUUCUUUGGAUAAACACAAAAUGGUUCACACUGGAGAAAAUCCCUACAAGUGCGAAAUUUGUUUAAAGCCGUUUAUCAAUAAUAGUAAUUUAAAAGCACAUGUGAGAUCGCACACUGGCGAAACACCUUACAAGUGUGAAAUUUGUUUGAAGCAGUUUCGUCAUGCAUCACAUUUGAAAGUUCAUUUGAGAGUGCACACUGGCGAAAAGCCUUACAAAUGUGAAAUUUGUUCCAAGCAGUUUCCCCAAGCAAAUAGUUUAAAACAACAUUUGAUGAUACACACGGGAGAAAAACCUUCCAAGUGCGAAAUUUGUUUAAAGCAGUUUAUUAAUAAUAGUAAUUUGAAAGCACAUAUGAGAUUGCAUACUGGAGAAAAACCUUACCAAUGCGAAGUUUGUUUUAAGCACUUUACUCAGAAAAUAUCUUUAGAUAACCAUAAACACAUUCACACUGGAGAAAAACCUUAAAGUGCGCUCAUCAAAUUGCUCUAGUCCAGUGGUUCCCAACCUUUUAUGUCUGACGACCCACCUUAUGAUGUUUUUUAAUAUUCGCGACCCAUCCCUCACCCAUGAUGAUAGAAAAAAAAUAAGGAACGCGGUCACUGUACGCUACACAGCUACUGUAAAGCCGAUGCCGCACUGCAGGAAGUUUGGUAGGAUGGUGGAUGGUAGAUACCUGUCUGGCGACCAUCCAGCUACUUAUACCACGAGUAACAAAACGACGGUAGCCGCAGUGGCUUCCCACUACCAUCUAACCAUCCAGUGGUUCGCCAGGCAUCUAUCCACCCAAAUCAGUCGUGUUUGAUAUUCCAUCUGGGUAGCCUGGCUAUGUAAGAAAGCGUAAUAAGUGUUAUGUAUAAAAGAAGGGCAAUUUGGGACCCAGCAAACUCACUAUGUGACGAAACAUGGCUUAAAAUAUCUGUUUUAUUGUUCUUUGCAGUUGCAUUAAAAAAAUCCAAUAUUCAAGUCAGGUGAAUUUAAAAAACAAUUUGUAUUGUACCCUCGGAGAUCCGUGGAAAAAAAUUACACCCAAAAUAACAAAAUAAAGUUUGGCAACACUGUCUAAAUGUUGAUAGUAACAAGAUAAACAUAACUGUAAUUUAGUCCAGACAAAUUAAUAUAUUUUUGUGCCAACAAAAAUGAGACUUUUCAACCAAAUGAUGUUUCACAUAUGAUGUGCAAAAUAAUUUUGAAUUGGUUUCUGCUAAUGAGCUUGCUUUUUUUGCCAUUAAAGUAGAAAAAACUUUAAAAUUUAUUCUUUAUAAUAAUUAUCGUCCAGUUCUUCUCUUAUUAUUUUCACUGUACUAAUAUCCCUCGACUCAUUUACAAUGAUUAAUGCGAUAAUUAAAACAUUUUAUCGUUAGCGGCUUCUGGAGUGUCUGAGACAUAUCUUAUUUCAUUGAUAAAAUGCAAAGUCCCACCGAUUUCCACUUGAACUAUACCUUUAAGUCGAUUUUUCUUUACUUUCUGAAAAGUCUAGUAGUGAGUUUUACCUCUAAUAGGACGAUAAUGUGCUAAAAAACAAACCAAAUGUAACGUAACAAAUGAAACAAACGAUUCCUUUCUGACUUCAUUUCACUCUUUCACUGCGUCCUGGAUGCAGCGCCCCUCCACCAUCCACCUUUCAAGACACCAUCUAGCAUCUUGCAGUGUGGCAUCGGCUUAAGAGCCACGCCGCGACCCACCGGUUGGGAAACGCUGCUCUAGUCAGUACGUGUUCGGGAGCAAAAUUCUGCCGAACAGAACGAGCCCAUUUUCGGAGCAGGAUCGCUAACCGGGAAAGAUCAAAAAUUGAAUUUCAAAGUUCAAAACCGAGGAACACCGGGUGGUCAAUCGUCAAACGGGCCAUGGGAAAUUCUAAAUUGUUGAAUAAGGAACUUGCAUAAAUUUUUAAAUAUUAAAAUAAUAGGUUUGUUCCAAUACGACCGAGAACCGUCACGAAACGGUAACGCUCCUGCGCAGUAAACAAAAUCCGUUCUAACCAAAAUAUGAUCGUCAUCAGAUCGUCCCAUUGUUCCAACAAGAAUUGUGUUCUUUCAGUGACGGUUUCGUGAUGAUCAUUUCAGUAAUCGGGCAAAUGCAUGUGCUGGUUGGACUGACUUGCGCACUAGGAUUUAAUUCUUUAAAUUUUUUGACCUUUGCAAAUUUUGAGCCUUUUUGCAAAUCGAAAGCGGGAAUCGUGAUCGACUAAAAGAACACAAGCUGUCACCAACAAAAAUGACAAAUGAUAAUGAUAGAUAAAUCAGUUAUCAGUCAGAUAACCGUUACAACAUCGGUUUCCAAAUUACCGUCAUGGGACGAUAACUGGGCGAUACAAUUACGAACAUGCGCACAACAAACGGUACAAGUAGUUUCGUGACGGUUUCUGGACCGUCCAAAAGUUCAUGUUGGAACAAACCUAGUAUUAAAAAACAUAAGGUAACAUGACCUUAAAACGCUUGCAUGUAAAAAAACAAAUAUUUUUAACCCAUACGCUUAUUACGAGGCUUUGAAAAUGCUAUAAAAUGCAAAUUUCUUAGAAGGCCCUUGAACGUUCUCCUAUUGGUCUGACGUCACGGACCACAACCUACGAGUCUAGCCCGGUUAAACGCGAUUGGAGUAUUACGAGAAUUAUAUAUAACAUUUUAAUCGUAUUUAAUUGGAAAUUACCAGAUAUUUGUAUUCUUGCAUAGUUUUACAAUCAGUUUAUUUAGUUUCAAAGUGAAAUUUAUAAAUCCUUAGAAAUUGAUACCUUCUAAAGUGCUUAAAACGCAUAAGUAGUCAUCCUAUUACUCACGAGGGUUUUUAAAAAGAAAUCGAUUAGGCUAUUCUGGGGAUUGUAUAGUACAUUUUAAUCGUCUUUAAUUGAAAUGCUAAGGAUAAGUUUAAUUUAACUGGACCAACAUGGAGAUUAAAAAUACAAGAUCUUAAAUAUUUACUAAUUAAUGUAACAGAUUUUGCAAAUAUUGCUUUCGCUUAUGCCGAAAUCAUCUCCAAGAGACAUAAAUGUGUGUCCUGUUCUUUUUAAAGUUAAAAAUAGAUGCAUUGUUUGUGUUUUACAAUAUAUUUCUAUUAAUUGAAACGUAUACAAUCUAGGUCUGUAUUAUAACUUCAUCACUGUACACUUCAGAGACAACAUUUUAAAUUGUUUUGCUUCCUCUUCUUUCACAUCUCCAUCACAAGAAGAAUCACUUUCAUUUUACCAAUAGUCAUCACUACCAUUAUAUUCACUAUUACCUUCAAAUACAGAACGUCCUGAUUAACUUUUUGUGUCUUCAAAUAAUGUUUGCAAGUCUUUUAUAGGUGAAAUACAUGCAUCCUUAUUAUGUAUUUUCAAUGGCGACAACCCGACUGUAACACUCCUUUGAAAUUUAGAAAUUUACACUGAAUACCUUUACUUCUGAUUUUGAUGUGAGUCUGUGUUGAUGCAUUAUUCAGUUUUUGAGGUAAAGCUGGUUGGUUUAAUUCAGGUCCUGGUUGAACUAAGUUUGUGAAACUAGGAUCACACUGUCUAUUAUCAUCAUUGUCCUCUAGAACAAAGUUGGAUGUGGAAGCGGCAUCUUCAAGGAGCUGACGUUUAACCCUUUUAGGGGGCUUCUCUCAUGGGCUCAGAAAACGUUCGUUUUCUGUCUGGUUAACAAUCAAAUGUGUGCGGGACAAUACCUGACGUAAUAAUUUUGGGACCACCCAUAAUCUUGAAUUUAUAUAGUUAUCCAUGUCUUGUUCCAACUGCAACAAAUAAACAAGUUUAAGUUGGCACAUUUCAUGAAACGACAACUACCUAAUAUUUUUUCUUGAAAUAGAAAAUGUCUUAUUAGUAUUAGGUACCUAAUUAGAUAAAUACUCACAUCGAAAAUCCUCACAGACAUAAAGACCUUUGCUCCUUUGUGAAAUAUCCUUUUUAUCUCACCUGCAUGCCUUUAGCCAUUUCAAUUGACGUUUUUGGUUCUACUGGUAGAGUAAAAAAAUAUUUGUUGGAUGUUCUGACAAUUGUGCCUUGGCAUUUUGGCACUAUAUACAUAGUUAUAUUGCGCAAAUUUGUUUUCCAUUUUGAUAAAGUAUAUUAUACACUAAAUACAAUAAUAUAAACAACGAGCAAACAAGACACAACCAGCAAUGGCAAAAUGCAUUCAAUGCAAUAGCUCACCGAACGGGCGAACGAGAACACUGUGGUUGGUGACGUCAGACCCCAGCUCGCUCUUUUGAAGUUGUUUGAAACAGAAAUUUUGGGCGCGGAACUAUUAUCAGUUGUUGUACGUACACUAUUCAGUGUUAAGAUGUAAUAUUUUGAAUAUAACAUUUUUAAACAUUAAUUAACAAUUUAUUAAAUAAUAUAUAAUAUUUAUUAUAUAAUAAUAACAAAAGUCAUGAGAAACCAUUUGUAGGGGACUGAAAUAAUGUUAAAAUUGUUCAACGAAUUAAACAUAUCCCAAAAUUUUGCAAAAAGACAAUACAUUUGCCAGAGUAUUAUUAUUUAAACGUUAGAUAUUUGACCUCCAAAAAUCAUACGAACAAGCUGAAGUUUGCUGAGAAUGUUAAUUUUGGCACCCCAAAAAAUAUGCAAAGGAGUUUGCCACUCCUGCCCCCGGACUUCCUCCUAAAACCUCUCUCGAAGGGGGGAAUUCGAUUUAGCAAUAAUCUACAUGCCGGUAGAAAAAAAAUGCUUUAAACAAGAAAUGUAGCGGAGAUCAUUUUUAUCAUGUUAAUUAGCACUUUUGUGUAGAGACUAGGUACCGUUCUCUCUAAAACAACUGCUAUUGGCAUCUCGUCCUAAGCAAUACGCCCUCUGGUGGCUAUUGCAAUAACCGAGCUAAGAGUAGGGUUACCAUAAUUUAUUAAGGCCCAAUCCGGACAGGGGUAGUCCAAGGAAAAAAACGAAUUUGCCCUUGCCUUUUGACACCCCCAAAGUUAGUAUUAGUAUUAUCAGCACAAAGGCAAACUAUUUUUGAAUCAAUAGAGUACCUUUUAAUAUAUUUUAAAACAUGUUCUACUAAAAGAUCAGAUGUUUCACCCGGAUGUUCAUAAAAAAAAUAAAAGUUUCACAUUGAUACCUUUAUUUUGCUUAAAAUAACGAACAUAUACCGGUGUCAAUUUGAUCUCGUUUCUGUUUGAACUAUCAGUUGUAACCGUAAUAAAAUUUGCAUCUUUGAGAUCUGCGAGUAAUUUGUUAAAUAUGUUUUUUUUUUUUAAAUAUUUUUAUAUGUUUUAUAUAAGGCAUAUUGUCAUUAGAGACUUUGUUUAUUUAAUCACGUUUAAUUGUUGCUGUAUAUUCACGACUAAACUGUAACUUCAUGACUAAAAAAUAGGACAUACAAUAAUAAUUACAAUCUUUGGUGUACACUAACCUGAGAUAUUUUUUUCUUAUAAAGUUCACUAAAAUAAAACUUAUAACUAACAAAAUUGUCUAUUAAUUAAUAAGAAUAAACGAUAGUCCCACAAAAUAUAAUUAAAUUAAAAAAAAACACAGAUAAACGAACAAAACUAACUCAAAAACACAUAAAACUAAUGCAACAUACAAUACUUAAACAAUUACAAUGGCUCUUAGCUCGGUUCAAUUUGAUACCACAUUGGCGCUGCGAUCUUAAUCCGAAUCGCCAAUAAGCGAAUACAAUUUGCAUCAACUCAACAGUAAAAAUUCGAUAUCUUUUGAUUAGGUCGAUUUUAAAGCUGCUUAUGACAGUGUAUUAAGACCAAGUCUCUACAACGCUAUGAAUGAGUUAGGAAUCCCAAAAAACUCAUAUGUAUGAUAAAAGUGACAAUGGCGAAGAUGAUAUCAGCAGUAAAAAUUCAAAACGACUCGUCAACCCCAUUUGAAAUACAUAGGGGGUUAAGGCAGGGAGAUGCGCUGGCGUGUCAACUUUUUAAUGUAGCAUUAUAAAAAGUCGUACGAGACGCUAAUAUAGAUAGCAGGGGAAUAAUAUUCAAUAGAUCUGUCCAAAUUCUAGCAUAUGCAGACGACGUGGACAUUAUAACAAGAACCAGAGCGAGAACUGCGGAAAUCCUAACCGAGCUAGUAGCAGCAGCAGAACGAAUGGGGUUACAUAUAAAUCGAAAUAAAACAAAAUUCAUGGCGACUAACACAAACACAAGAGCUGGAAAUGUUGACGCAGAUCUAAUCAUCAAUGACCAAAACUUCGAAGCGGUCAAAGAGUUCAUAUAUCUAGGGACAUCGGUUAACUCCAAUAAUAACACAUCAGAGGAAAUAAAAAGACGAAUAAUAAUUGCAAACAGGUGUUAUCACAGUCUAUCAAAGUACUUAGCUAACAAACGUCUGUCUCAAAAAACUCGUAUAAGGCUGUAUAGAACAUUGAUAGUCCCCGUUCUCACAUAUGGAUCAGAGGCAUGGACGCUAACUAAAACAGAUGAAUCCGCUCUGUAUUUUUUGAUUAGUGUCAUAUCCACAAAAAUCAAAAUGCAUUUUAAAGGUAAAAAGGGCAGCUUUCGUAUCCAAUUUUUGCAUUUUGUCGCAAAUGAAGUCAGGUUCUAUACAGCUGCUAAAUAAAAAUUACGCGAUUUUUGUUAUUUUUAUGGGGGGUUUUAGGGGGAAGCCUGGCGGUAUGAGUGGCAAACUUUUUUUGCAUCUUUUUGGGGUCCCAAAAUUGACAUUCUCAGCAAAAUUCAGCGUGUUCGUAUGAUUUUUAGAGGUCAAAGCUCUCACGAUUACUCUGGAAAAUGUAUAUAUUUUUUAAAAAUUUUGGAAUAUGUUUAAUUCGUAGAACAAAAAUCUAAUAUUUGUUUUAAAGAGAUUUCAGUUCUCUACUACAAACAGGCCCGCCGCGAAGGCCGUACAGCCGGUACAUUUUACCGGGACCUGGCGUCAACCAGACCAAAGUCGUAAUUUUUCCCGUUUUUUUUUUUGCUUCUUCACUUUAUGUGUAGAAGAAGUUAUGAAUUUAAAUAAAAUACCGGAAUUAAAAACAAAUAUAAACUAAAUAAAAAAAAUAGAUCAACAAAUUUGAAUGUGUAUUGUCAUCGAUUUGGUUUAAAAUUUUACAGGUGCCAAUUACUACAGUGCAGUCUGAUAACUAUAGAUAUGGAUAUUAAAAAUAUAUCAGGGCUUCUAUACUGCGUUCCACGGUCACCUUUCAGUACAGACUCUUAUGAAGAACAGUGUUGCCAAGAGAUAUUGAUAUUUAUAUUAAAUAAAUUUUAAAGUAUUUUUAUACCUUGGUCUAUUAAAUUUGUCAGUGUGUAUGAGAAAUCUUGUAAGCUGUCAAAGCAAAGGGAGUUUAGCUUUGUGGUAGCGUGUUCGACCGGAGAUCGAGAGGUCGCCGGUUCGAAUCCGUUUGUUAUCUAACUUUUUUUUUAUUUUUAGCAUUGUUUUAAUAAAAAUUUUUGGAAAGUAGUAAGUAAAAAUUAGUUUAAUCUUUAAAUACAAAUAACCUGUUGAAAGUAUAUUUAUUUCGUUGAAAUCAUAUAAUAGAAGUAUAGCUUCUUAGGUGCGUACAAAGUACACGUGUUUUUUUUUUUCGUGGAAUUUAUGGCUUUGGUGAGGACCAAUUAGCCAGACUAUGUUAGAUUGUAUAAAUAGUUUGUGUAAAUUGUUUCAUAGUAUCAAACUUGAGCAUGAUGUAUUCAUUUGUUUUGUUAGUAAUAUGUAGCAUUAGUAAAGUGUAAGGUGUUUAAUUUUUUUUUCCUUCCGCGCUAGAGCAUCAACCCGGUUCAACGCCGCGGAGG
Diabrotica virgifera virgifera (western corn rootworm) is the source of this 9156-nucleotide messenger RNA. RefSeq names its product zinc finger protein 43-like. Gene Ontology annotation, biological process: regulation of transcription by RNA polymerase II. The coding region runs from base 286 to 1968 and encodes 560 amino acids. Gene Ontology annotation, molecular function: RNA polymerase II cis-regulatory region sequence-specific DNA binding; DNA-binding transcription activator activity, RNA polymerase II-specific. The transcript has 2 exons. Gene Ontology annotation, cellular component: nucleus. The record is from RefSeq and is a predicted model, not a curated record. Lineage: Eukaryota; Metazoa; Arthropoda; Insecta; Coleoptera; Chrysomelidae.